Drosophila yakuba is the source of this 6002-nucleotide messenger RNA. RefSeq names its product protein hu-li tai shao (gene hts). Bases 402 to 5840 code for a protein of 1812 amino acids. Gene Ontology annotation, molecular function: actin filament binding. The record is from RefSeq and is a predicted model, not a curated record. The transcript is spliced from 12 exons. Gene Ontology annotation, cellular component: postsynaptic density; cytoskeleton; plasma membrane. Lineage: Eukaryota; Metazoa; Arthropoda; Insecta; Diptera; Drosophilidae.
UAUCGAUACAUUGAUAUUCCUUCAAGUUGCCCAUCUCUACGAAAUUCGUAGUACGAAAUAUCGAAAACGAAACACAUCACGCGGGCGAAGUUUCGGGAAAUUCAGCAUUUACAAAUUUCUCCCUCUGUGGCGUAUGUGUGUUUGUACGAAUUAGCGGCUGAAAACCAAAAACCGAGGUGCGAGAGCGAGAAUACAUAUAUAAAAAACGCGUGCGUUUCUCCUCUAACACAUACAGUGAGUGUGACCGUUGUAUUUGUGACCUGUGCCUGUGUUUGCGGCCACUGGAGGAUCAACGAUUUUAAAAGAAUACUAAAAGUACCGGCACAUCAAUAUAAAAGUAUUAUAACCACGCAACAAAUUCAAUUUUUAGCAUUUUAACUAAAAUACAAGGGAUAUAAAUCAUGACUGAAGUUGAGCAACCGCCACAGAAUGGCAUAGAUCCCACUGCCGGCGAAGAUGAUGACAACAGCAAAGCACGUCCCGCGGAUAUUGAACAGGAUAUGCGCGAAAUGGAGCGUCGCAAGCGAGUCGAGGCUAUAAUGGGCUCGAAGCUGUUCCGCGAGGAGCUGGAGCGUAUCGUGGACUCGGCGCGCGAUGGAGGAGCUGGCGCUAGUGGAAUCCUGCAGCAGCUGUCGGACAUUGUGGGCGUACCAGUGUCCAGGGUGGGCAACGUCUUCAAGAGCAGCAACUGCAUGGUGCCCAUCAACGAUAUACGCGGCGUCGAGUCCAUGGGCUAUGCCAAGGGCGAGAAGAUACUCCGGUGCAAGCUGGCCGCCACAUUCCGUCUGCUCGAUCUGUACGGCUGGACCCAGGGUCUGGGGGCACAGAUCACCGCCCGACUAAAGGUCGAUCAGGAGUACUUCCUGGUUAAUCCAUACGGCCUGCUUUACCACGAGAUCACUGCCUCAGCGCUGAACAAAGUGGACAUGCAAGGACAGAUUGUCGAGCAAGGCACCACCAACUUUGGCAGCAACAAGAGUCACUUUGUCCUCCAUUCGGUGGUACAUGCUGCCCGUCCAGACAUUCGAUGCGCCAUCUAUAUCGGCUGUAGUCCAGUCGUGGCUAUUUCCUCACUGAAGUCGGGUCUGUUGCCUUUGACCAAGGAUGCCUGUGUGCUGGGCGAGAUCACCACUCACGCUUAUACUGGCCUGUUCGACGAGCGCAAUCGAUUGGUUCGCAGCCUUGGUCCCAACUCCAAGGUGAUUCUGUUAAGUAAUCACGGUGCUUUGUGCUGCGGAGAGACCAUCGAGGAAGCCUUUUUCGCCGCCUGUCACAUUGUGCAGGCGUGCGAGACCCAACUGAAGCUGUUGCCCGUCGGUUUGGAUAACUUGGUGCUGAUUCCGGAGGAGUCGCGCAAAGCCAUUUACGAGGAGUCACGCCGCCCGCCGGAGGAUCUGGAGAAGAAGUUUGCAGCCGUCGCCGCUGGCGAAGAUAGUGCUGCCGCUGCUGAAAAGGAGGCAGCUGAAGCCGUACCCAAGGUGGGCAGUCCACCCAAGUGGCGUGUGGGUGGUGCUGAAUUCGAGGCCUUGAUGCGCAUGCUGGAUAAUGCUGGCUAUCGCACUGGCUAUAUCUACCGCCAUCCACUGAUCAAAUCGGAUCCUCCCAAGCCUAAGAACGACGUUGAACUACCGCCAGCUGUUUCAUCACUGGGCUAUCUUCUUGAGGAGGAGGAGCUCUUCCGUCAAGGGAUCUGGAAGAAGGGAGAUAUUCGCAAAGGCGGCGACCGCAGCCGGUGGCUCAACUCGCCGAACGUUUACCAAAAGGUCGAGGUUCUGGAGACCGGCACUCCGGAUCCCAAGAAGAUUACAAAGUGGGUGGCUGAAGGUUCCCCCACCCACUCAACGCCAGUGAGGAUAGAAGAUCCACUCCAGUUUGUGCCUGCAGGAACCAAUCCAAGGGAAUUUAAGCGUGUCCAGCAACUAAUUAAGGACAACCGCCGGGCAGAUAAGAUUUCCGCCGGACCACAGUCGCAUAUUCUGGAGGGCGUGACAUGGGACGAGGCGAGCCGGCUCAAGGAUGCAACGGUCUCGCAGGCCGGCGACCAUGUCGUCAUGAUGGGUGCCGCUUCCAAGGGAAUCAUCCAGCGUGGCUUCCAGCACAAUGCCACUGUGUACAAGGCUCCGUAUGCUAAGAACCCAUUCGACAACGUCACAGACGAUGAACUCAAUGAAUACAAACGCACAGUGGAGCGCAAAAAGAAAUCGGUGCAUGGCGAAUAUACCGACACAGACUUUUCGGAAUCCGAAGCGGUCCUGCAGGCGGGGACAAAGAAAUACCCACAAAGCGAACCCGAGACCGAGCACCAGGUCAUUGAGAUUCAAACACAACAAGCGCCAGUGCCAAGGCAGGCGGAAGUCGUGCUGAGCGAUGGCGAAAAUAAGAAUAAUGAGUAUCAGAUAUGUGUAGACGACAAGGAGAACCAAUUAUAUGAGCGGAAUAGAAACAUACCCGGUAAUAGCAAGUGCCGACGUGACUUGUUUGCAACUAAGGGCGAGGAUCCUAUAUCAUCACCGGAUCAUCUGUAUACCUAUGUCUAUGCGACAGCUGGCUCUUUGGGUCAGUGCGCCCAACCAAAGGUGUGCUCCGCUUUGCUGAGGGCUCUACAUAGCGAGCAGUUGGGUUACCUGGCCAGUUGCUAUCGUGGAGGAGCUGGACACUCGAAUGCCACCACUGCCAGUACAUGCACUAUAACCAGCGCCACGGGUUCCUCCACCGCAUCGCGCAGACCAUUGCAACAUGUGAAUAUUGUGUAUCCACAGCCGUAUCGCACGGGUUCCCAUUUCGGAUUCAAUUCACCACGCCAGCAUCCGCAUACUGAGCAUAAGCAUGUGCCCAAGGAGCGAGACCAUCAUGCCUUGGGCUACCGACCCAUGCAGCGAGGGAUCAGCUACGAGGAGAUCUUCGCCACGCCUCGCUAUGAACAAUUGUGCCAGGCGUGUUUCGACAAACUACUGCGCCUCAAGCCCGAGCUGCAAAGGAUUGGCACUGCCACAGCUGCUAGUAGUUGUGCGGAGGAGCUUACAAGUGCCGGGAGCACGCCCAUGCAACGACGCCAAAUGCCGACUUUAUCCGAGGCAUACGAUUAUGUUGGUCAAAUGGAAAAGUUGCCUCCACCUUCGAGGGUCCAAUGUAAUGCGUACACACAGACAAAGAGCUCUUCGCCCUCCUCUUCCAUCAAAAAUUUCCUUAGUCAAAUCGAAAAGUUUAACUUUUCGGAAGAAUCGACUAACAUUGAUUAUACUGCACGUCCCAUUAACAGCGAAAGCAGCCUUUUGGGACUGGUUGUGGAACAGGCAUGCUCCAGCGCUGGAGCGAGUGCCACAAGUGCUCCUCCUCGAAGAAUUUACCGUGCAGAGCAAUUGGACAUUACAGAAGUGUGGAGCUUUGGUCGUUGGCUGGAGCCCCAAGACAAUAUGAUAGCGGGUAAUGCAGAUGAGUUUACCCAACAGCCGCUGACCGAGCAUUGCAUCACAUCUGAGUUUAAUCAAGAUUUUUCGACUGCUGACAAUCAGGUCGAACGCCAAUUGAUGAGCCGCGAAGAGCGCCAGCGUCGAAAGUCGGAGUUCGAGGAGCUGUGCCAAGAUCAUGAAAUUCGAGCCAAAGGACAUAUGCAGACCCAUGAAAACAUAUCUCUCGAUAGGCAGGAAGUCGUGACUUUUAGUGCUGAUGAUUGCAUACACCAGGAUAUGGACGAGAUUGUAGACGGAGUCAAUGAUGAAAGAAUGACUGAGCCAAGUGAUGAGUUACCAAAAAUUCUGCAAAAGUUCGAGGAAAGUCUUACUCUAGCUGGCGAGAACCUAGGAAAGCUGGUGGAGAGUACCAAAAAACUACAAGGAAUUCGCACUGAAACAUCACCCGUUUCUUCCAGUAGUUCACCAGUCGAAAUAGGUAAUCUCUUACGAUCGAUAAGUUUGGUGAGCAUUACUUCAGCCGAUGACACUGUGUCCGUACAUGAACCACUUUUCGAUUUGUCUAUAAGCCCAAGUAUCGCCAUAAGCAACGAAGAAGAUGACGGACUUAACCAUAUAUUGGCACAGGAGGAAAAGCGAGACGACGAAAAGCCUGUUACUCCCAUUUCCACGGAGCCAGAUGAGCCCUCAGAUAAGGAAAAGGAUCGUGUCGACGAGAAAGACAUGGACGAAAAUGAUAUUCACGUGGAAGCUGAGUUCCGAGAGGCUCCUGGCGAAACAAUUAAAGUAACCGUCAACCACAAUAACGUUGUGAAAGACUCAGAUGAAAAUGAUCAUUUGGUUGAGACUGAGAUCAGAGAGUUCAAAGAAGUUCGCUCCUUAGAAGCAGACAACCAGUUUUUCACACCUCUAGAACGCGAGAUUCUUCAGCGGAUCGAGAAAGAUAAACUAGACGAAUCGGAGCCUAUAUUUGGGAAGAUUGAUCAUAGUAUUCGCAAUAAGUUGACACCAAAGAAGCUGCAAGACUUGGUCACCGAAGAGAUAUUUCGCACACAUACGCACAUAUACACCAAUCCAAGGACACCGAUAUCGAAAAAUGCACCACAUGACACCACAUUGACUCCCAGUGGCUCAUCGCUGUCCGCUCAUAAUAUCAGUGCUCCCUGCAGUUUGAUGGCGCAUACUCAUCUUGUUACCCGACCAACACCCAGAAUGUCGCGAUCCUGGUCAGAGGAUCAGCAAAGUGUUGAGGACGAACAAAAGAAAAACGGGGAGGAACAACAGAAAUAUAUAGAUAAAGACACUCCCCUAGAUCGAGUCAUCUCAUCCACAACAUUUGUGUGCAGAAGCAGUCCGAACAGAAAGCGCAACUUUAUUCAGGAAAACAUUCGCAAUGCCAGCAGACCACGAAUUGCAUCCGGCGCGAUUAGAAAGCAUAAAAGCAACACAGUCACUUCCCCUAAAGCCAAAUCAAGUCCAUCCUCAGUGUGUGCUUUUCAAUGUGGCCAGCGAGAUAGCGGAGCCCGCCUAUGGGUUGCCUUGCCAACGCCUCCACGUGCUCGGGCUGUGUACGCCGUUCGGGGUAAUCCACCAUCGCCCUUCGCCAAACGUCGCAAAACCGUGGUUAUCCUUCCACCUAUGCGUAGCAAUAUAGACCAGCAUAGCGAGCUAAACUCAUCUAAUGAAUCCCUGCACAGAACUCAUUCCAGUAGCACGUUCUUUGUGCCCGAUGAAGAAGGUCGUGAAAAUUCGGACAACAUUUCAACGAGUACCUUUCAAAUGGAGGAAGCUGAGAAAGAAUCUCCUGUAUCUCAGGGUAACAGGAAUGCGACCAGCAAUUCUGUGUACUAUAGCGCCAACGAUACCACGCGAGAGGAGGGAGAAUCUUCACAGAGCGACACCGAAAGACGUCAUUUGCUCGAGAUUUAUAAUAGUUCUUCCGAUAAUUCUCUAGAAGUUGUCAUGGAAACUAGCCUUAAAACGGAUGGUCACGUUAACGACCUACAACCGAGUACAACCAUUUUGGAAAGUCCAGAAAUCUGUAGCCAACUCGAAGAAGACGGAUCAUCGCUGGAACUCACACGCUUAGCAGGUGGAUCAGAUGCGCACCCAAUUCCUUUGGAUACAACACAAGAAGAAAAGAGUGUGCUGCAGGAUAUGGAUGAUAAUGACGACCAACCCUCGACUUCAAAAGCGGCAAUGGAAAAACUUCGUAUAAUCGGUGAUGCGGGGGAACCGAAAGAGAAUCCUUAUUAUGGGGACGAGGAUGUGGUGACGCUGGACACGGUUUGCAUUGUACGUGGUCUGGAGAUGUUUGUGCGCGAGGUGGAGCCCAUAAACCAUGAAACUUCAGAGGAAUUAUCAGAGUUUGGGGGACUUUUUGAAAAUGGGUUAAUUGAUGAAGAUAGUGAGGAGGCCAUGUCCCAGUAAAAGUGAAACCAGAAGUUGAGGAAGAGUUUACUAAAAAAUAAUAAGAAAUGAAAGGGAAAACAUACUUUAUUUUAAAACAUUUUAUAUUAUUUAACACCGCUUGUGAUUACCUUUGUAUUUUUAACUUUGUAUCAUUAAAACCCUUCUUCUUUUGUAAUGUAA